This is a messenger RNA of Aspergillus caelatus, 1953 nucleotides long. RefSeq lists its product as uncharacterized. The record is from RefSeq and is a predicted model, not a curated record. The transcript has 8 exons. Gene Ontology annotation, biological process: microtubule cytoskeleton organization; mitotic cell cycle. NCBI's taxonomy places the organism in Eukaryota, Fungi, Ascomycota, Eurotiomycetes, Eurotiales, Aspergillaceae. Gene Ontology annotation, cellular component: cytoplasm; microtubule. Bases 1 to 1953 code for a protein of 650 amino acids. Gene Ontology annotation, molecular function: GTPase activity; GTP binding; structural constituent of cytoskeleton.
AUGUCGCGUGAAAUUGAGCGGCUGGCUCAGCCAGCAGAAAAGAAAAAGAUGCGACUCAUUGUCGCUAGCUGCAGUCGAACAGGCACGCUGGGCCUCCACGCUGGCCUGGAAAUGCUGGGGUAUACACCCUAUCACAUGAUCGACGUGAUGUACAAGGGCAGAAGCCCUCAUAUGAAGGUGUUCACAGAGGCUAUAAUCGCCAACCACAACCAACUGUCAGGCAUCAAACGAUACGAGACGCCAGAUAUGGACAGAUGGAUAGGAAACUAUGACUGCUUAAUGGAAAUCCCAAGUUACAUUGGGAGUAGAGCCAUGCAAGGAUAUAUUGAAGACCCCGACGUGAAGUUUAUCGUGACCGAACGUACGCCUGAAAAAUGGGUGAGGUCGAUCGAAAAUACGCUUGGGGAAGCUGUAAAGGCAGCUCAUCAGUUUCCAUUAAACAUCCUGAAACGCUUUGACUCCGAGCUCGGUCAUUUCCUCCACCUCGCCACCGUAAUGUACUGGGCUUAUGCAGAUGGAGCGAACCCAGGCGACAGCAACAGUGAAGUGGCUCUCUACAAGAAUUAUGUGGAAUACAUUCGGUCCAUAAAAGAAACACUCCCCAAGGAUAGGCUUCUAGUGGUGAAGCUUGAGGACGGUCUGGGCUGGGAACAAAUCUGUCCGUUCUUAGACCAGCCGAUCCCCGAGGAAAAGUAUCCUCGUGGCAAUGAGCCCGACAAGUUCCAUAGGAUUGUUGCGGAUUAUAUGGAACCCAGAGUGAAGGCAGCUAUGGUGAACUUCGGUGCAAUGGUCACUGCCACGGCUGGAAUAGCUGGAUAUUUGGGUUGGAGCCUCUUCUGGCAUAGCUCAAGUCCAAAGAUCACGGAGGAACAUGGACUAGACAAUUCCGGCAAAGACAGAAUCCAUGGAGGCCCUCUUGGCAGCUUUUUCCGCCCUGGUAAUCUUCUCUUCCGAGGGUAUGGCUCCGGCCAGUGCUGGGCAACUGGCUAUCACACUGCAGGCGCCGAGCUUAUCGAGGAGUCUAUUGAUAUUGUACGUCGCGAAUCUGAGGCAUGUGAGUGUUUGCAGGGCUUUCAGAUCGUCCACUCAUUAGGUGGAGGAACUGGAGGCGGUAUGGGUGCACUUUUGAUCUCAAGGUUGCGCGAUGAAUUCCCCGACAGAGUGAUCGCAACUUUCUCUGUGUUUCCUCCGCAAGCACCCGACGUUGUUGUCGAGCCCUACAAUGUAAUAUUGUCAAUGAAUCAGCUGAUAGAAGCCUGUGAUGCAACAUUCUGCAUUGACAAUCAGGCUCUGACGGAUAUCUCCACCGGAACACUUGGGAUACGUGAUCCUUGUCAUAUGGACCUGAAUGAUCUGGUAAAACAGGUUAUGUCCGGUGUGACGGCCUGUUUCCGCUACCCUGGACAGCUGAAUUCAGAUCUGCGCAAGCUGACAAUGAAUAUGAUACCAUCCCCUCGCCUUCACUUUUUCAUGCUUGGGUUAUCUCCUUUUCCGAGCUGUACUCCUGAGUCCUCCAAUGUCGCAUGGGUUACUCAACAGCUAUUCAGUUCUAACAAUAUAAUGGCUUCUGGGAAUCACCACAAAAGUCACUGUCUGUCAUGUCUGACCAUCAUCCGCGGCAAGGUCUCCGUGGUUGAGAUAGAAGCGCAAGUGAACAAUAUGUGGAACAGGAACUCCCCUGAUUUUAUCGAAUGGGUUCCGAAUAAUGUUCGCUCGACUGUCUAUUCGCCUCAUAGCACCGAUGUGUCUUGCACCGUUUUGGCCAACUCGACGUCUAUUGAGGGCAUGUUCAGUCGUAUCAGCGAGCAGUUUUCGGCUUUGUACAGGCGGAAGGCCUAUCUGAACCCAUAUACCAUACAUGGAGUGGAUGAACUUGACCUUAUGGAGGCUGAGUCGAACAUGAAUGAUUUGAUCGAAGAAUACCGGCAGUAUCAGGACAGUCCUUGUGAGUGA